AUGCCGAUGCGCACCACCGCGCUGAUCACCCUCCUCUCGGGGGCUGCCAUGGCCGCCUCAAAGCACACCAUCAAAGGCGGAAUCGGCGGCAAAGACCCAGUCUACGACGGCGUCAUCUACGCACCGCCCGUCACCGCUACUGUCACCGAAACAACCACAGCAUACGACACCAUUACCUCCUACAAAACCACUGUCACAGCCCAUCACACGGAUUAUGAGCUUGCUCCCCCCGUCACUGCGACCGUCACAGAGUUUUUCGCCGAGCUGUAUGACCAGUCUUACGACAACGGCUACGAGCUCGGUGAUAUCAUCGUCGCACCUACCGUGAUCACCGAGACGAAAACCUUUACGGUCGUCGCUCGAGCACAUGAUGAGGAAAAGACCAGAAUGACCGAGCUCGUCCAAAAAUGGAGCAUUAAGGAGGGGAGUCAUUAUAAGACUACCGUUACCGAGUACACGUCUACCGCCUGGGCUCAGGAGCAUAUCACGAGCACUAUCUGGGUCGACUCGCCUAAGCCGACUGAGGGGUUCGGUCAAGAGCCCGCUGAGGGGUUUAAGGCAAACCCGACCAAGAUUCCCGGACUUGAGGGUGGCUACGGAGGCCUCAAGCCUGAGAAGACCGGCUCCAAGUUCCACGGGAUCGACAUUCACAACGAUGACGAGCCUGAAGGCGAGGAUUUCAAGGGGUCCGAUGAAUCUAAUGAGUCCGAUGAGUUCGAGGAGUCUGACGAGUUCGAUGAGUCUGAGAAAUUCAAGCAGUUCGAGGAUUUCGAAAACUUCGAAGACUUCAUGACCUUUGAGGAGGAGGCUUGGAAGGUUGAGCAGCAGGCUGCUAAAAAUGCCGCUAUAGAGGCAGCCAAGAAGGCCUCCGAGGAAGCCGACAAGGAGAAGAAGCCACAAGAGGGGCAGCAGGACAGCUCCCAGCAACCAUCUGCUCCGCAGGUUCACAAGCCAUCGCGUCCUCAUGGGCCGACUCCCACCCAUCGCCCCAGCCCGUUACACAGGCCUAGUGCCUCCAAGCCUGCGGCCUCCCCUAAGCCUUCUACUUUCGGAACUUCAGCCAAGCCUGCUUCAGGGCAGACCUCUACGGCUUCAAAGGCUCCCGUAGCCCAACCUUCCGUCUCUGCUGGAAAGUGGCAAGGCAAGCUUCUCAACACUACUGACGGUACCUGUGGUCCCAAGGAGGGACAAAUCGCCUGGUCAUGCUACGGAAAUGAGAGGGGCUCUUGUUGCAGCCCUUACGGCCACUGUGGAAGCGAGCCUGGCCACUGCGGCGAGGGCUGCCAGUCUGCCUUUGGCACUUGCGGCAAGUCCGCCAGCAAGCCCGCCGCUCAAUCUUCCGACAAAGUUGGCAAGCCUCCUCACCGUACCAUUACCAAGCGAGCUGUGCCCAAGAACGAGACCGAGCUUGAGAACAAGGAAGACAGAUUCCUCGUCCCGGUACUCUUCUAA
Messenger RNA from Didymosphaeria variabile, 1452 nucleotides. RefSeq lists its product as uncharacterized. Gene Ontology annotation, molecular function: chitin binding. The transcript is spliced from 2 exons. Bases 1 to 1452 code for a protein of 483 amino acids. The record is from RefSeq and is a predicted model, not a curated record. Lineage: Eukaryota; Fungi; Ascomycota; Dothideomycetes; Pleosporales; Didymosphaeriaceae.